This is a messenger RNA of Sinocyclocheilus rhinocerous, 1436 nucleotides long. RefSeq names its product potassium channel subfamily K member 2-like. The coding region runs from base 159 to 1436 and encodes 425 amino acids. Gene Ontology annotation, biological process: potassium ion transmembrane transport; stabilization of membrane potential. Lineage: Eukaryota; Metazoa; Chordata; Actinopteri; Cypriniformes; Cyprinidae. The record is from RefSeq and is a predicted model, not a curated record. Gene Ontology annotation, cellular component: plasma membrane. Gene Ontology annotation, molecular function: outward rectifier potassium channel activity; potassium ion leak channel activity. The transcript has 7 exons.
ACUCAUUCAACAAGCUGUGCGUUUUCCGAGAGGUUCUGGCAGGUUAACAGCAGAAAAAACAACCCUAUCACUGAUCAGAAGAAAUGGAGUUGGGGAAAUUGAACCGAACCCCUGCAACCACACGGUAACGCGAGCGUUGACGAGGAGAGGACUGAAGAAUGGCUGCUCCUGACCUCCUUGAUCCUAAAACAGCCAUUCACAACUCCAAACCACGCCUGUCGUUCUCAGCUCAGCCUGUGCUGCUGAAGUCUCCAGAUGACUUUGAGCCUCGUGUGACUGUUAUGCGCUGGAAAACAGUGCUGAGCGUCUUCCUGCUGGUGGUACUGUACUUGAUUGUCGGAGCAACUGUGUUUAAAGAGCUGGAGCAGCCUCAUGAGACGUCCCAGAAACUGGCCAUCCUGGUGGAAAAACUGGAAUUCCUUGAGCAGCAUCCAUGUGUCAACUCAUCAGACCUGGAGAACUUAGUGAAGCAAGUGGUGUCAGCAUUACGAACAGGAGUGAACCCUUCAGGAAACUCAUCCAAUCAGAGCAGUUUAUGGGAUCUCAGCAACUCCUUCUUCUUCGCUGGAACAGUUAUUACAACCAUAGGAUUUGGGAAUAUCUCACCUCACACAGAGGGUGGACGCAUCUUCUGUAUUAUCUAUGCCCUGUUGGGAAUUCCUCUGUUUGGGUUCUUGCUGGCAGGAGUGGGAGAUCAGCUUGGAACAAUCUUCGGAAAGGCAAUUGCUAAAGUGGAGGGGAUGAUUGAUAAGUGGAAUGUGAGUCAAACCAAAAUCCGUGUGAUUUCUACCGUUCUUUUCAUUUUGUUUGGUUGUCUCCUCUUCGUCGCCCUGCCGGCCAUCAUAUUCAAACACAUUGAGGGCUGGAGUGCACUGGAGUCCAUCUACUUUGUCGUCAUUACCUUGACAACCAUUGGCUUUGGAGAUUUUGUCGCGGGCGAGGGCGAGCGACGCCAGCACGAAGAGAACAGUGGUGGUUCUGAGUUGGAGUACCUGGACUACUACAAGCCCCUGGUGUGGUUCUGGAUCCUGAUUGGUUUAGCGUACUUCGCUGCUGUUCUCAGUAUGAUUGGAGACUGGUUUCGUGUCAUAUCCAAGAAAACAAAAGAGGAGGUAGGAGAAUUUCGAGCUCAUGCUGCUGAAUGGACUGCUAAUGUGUCUGCUGAGUUUAAAGAGACACGCCGGCGACUUAGUGUCGACAUUUACGACAGAUUCCAGCGUGCUGCAUCGAUCAAGCGCAAACUGUCCGCUGAAAUAAACCUCAGCCCACCUGUCAAUCCGCAGAUGACACCAGGGAAACGUGCACGUUCAGUUAACCUUGGAGAUGAGAGAGAAGUGUAUCCCUACACGUUUGUACGAAACGGAAGCUUAUUCCUCAACGGUCUCAUCCCGGAUUACGCUGAUCAUCGGGAUAUCACUAAAACGCAAACAAAAUGA